Messenger RNA from Dibothriocephalus latus, 669 nucleotides. The record is from the annotation of a GenBank genome assembly. Lineage: Eukaryota; Metazoa; Platyhelminthes; Cestoda; Diphyllobothriidea; Diphyllobothriidae.
AUGAGGUCACUCAGCACUGAAAAAUCACUGAUUGCUUACUUACGCUGCCUGGAGGAGUUGGUUCACUGCAUCCUCCUUGUUCGCCAGUUUCCCAACUUCGCACCCCAUGGAAGUCUGUUUCCAUCUGUCAAGUAUCCGCACCUGCCUUUUCGGCCGUCCACCACAAGGACCAUAGACGAGGCAUUGUUUAAGAUCGAGCCCCUGUUUCCACAAACGCCUGCGAUGACCACACGCUACAAUGCGUUGAUUGACUGCUUUGAUCUUGUUCAACAGGAUGCAUUUUACGGACGCUGUAUUGGAUUCUAUUUCAGUCCUAGCGCUCAGGGCUUGUAUACAGUACUUUCAAGUGUGAUGGCUGGUUUUGCUGACAGCUUUCAGGUCCGUUUUGAUGUCAUCGUCAGGGCUUUAUCAUAUGCUUUUCGUUUCCGCUUUACCCAUAUUUUUGGUUCAAAGGCUGGCCUGACAGCUAUCUUCAACACCGUCUAUCGGACAGUCACUUCAUACUUGUCGCCAGAAGAACGGGGCGUUAAAAUUGCGGACAUAACGCGGAAUGCAGAUGUCCAAUUCUGUAAGCAGUUUUGGAGCCUGGCGGAGAACCGUUUCCUAGUUGAGGCGCCCAGUUUUCUCUAUCCACAGAUGGCGGUGUCUCAAUUCUUUGCUCUGCCUGCC